Molecule: messenger RNA, 1668 nt
Organism: Saccostrea cuccullata (small rock oyster)
Lineage: Eukaryota; Metazoa; Mollusca; Bivalvia; Ostreida; Ostreidae
Product: leucine-rich repeat-containing protein 47-like
Exons: 6
Coding region: 26-1621 (531 amino acids)
Biological process (GO): phenylalanyl-tRNA aminoacylation
Molecular function (GO): protein binding; phenylalanine-tRNA ligase activity; RNA binding
Source: RefSeq, a predicted model, not a curated record
UCGUACGACCUGAUUGUGCAACAACAUGGCCAUGGAGGAAGUUCGGAAUGCUGGGGAUGCGAGAGAAUUGACUUUACGUGGUCCACACAUAAGCAAAGCCAUAGAAGAAAAUGGAUUAGAUGAGAAACUGUUUGAGCUUACUAAUCUGAAUUAUCUUUGUGUAUCUCAAACAUGUCUAAAACAUGUAUCACCCAGGUUAGGAAACCUCGUAAAUCUCACUAACUUGGUAUUGCACCACAACCAAUUGACGGCUUUACCAGAAGAAAUACAAUGCCUGACAAAGUUAAAGUUCCUCGAUUUAUCAAACAAUCAAAUAGAGGAAUUGCCGUUAUCAAUAACAAAACUCGCAAAUCUAGAGUCUCUGAAUGUAAGUGUUAACAAGCUACUUUCAUUUCCCCCAGUUAAUGAAAUGAAAUCUCUUCACAUUUUAAAUAUUUCUCACAACAAUCUAACAGAAUUACCAGAAGGAAUAUUUGAUCCUGAGUUAGUCCAUUUGCACACGAUUAUGGCUGGAAAUAACGAAAUGGAACAUUUGUCACCAACUGUAACUGAUUUGCCUCAUUUACAAACACUGGAUUUGACAAACAACAAAUUGAAAGAAGUGCCAGCUGAACUUAGUGUAUGUCCAAAACUCAAAACACUCAGCCUCACGGGAAACAAAUUCUCAGAUAGAAGAUUCGGGAAGUUGGUAGAGCAAUGUUUGACCAAGGCUGUCAUGGAAUACCUAAAUAAAAAUCUGAAAAAAGAAAAAGGACAAAACCCAGAUAAGAAAGCAAAAGGGAAAAACACAAAACUAACAAAAAAAGACCUUAAGAAGGAAGAAGAUGAUGAUGUGGAAUUUUUGACAGAUGCUUUGAAUGUGUUACACUUUCCAGACAAAGGUGGUUUGGUUGUGUCUGUUACUCCCGCUGUGUUGUCUGUAAGACCAUACAUUGUGUGCUGUAUUGUAAAAAACCUGGACUUUCAAAAGACAUCCAACUCUUUCAAGCAAUUCAUCACCCUUCAGACCAAGCUUCAUGACACUCUGUGCAAUAAACGUCAAGCAGCCACCAUUGCUACUCAUGAUCUGAAGAGUGUGAAAGGUCCACUCAAGUUUGAUGCCCAAUUUCCAUCUCAUCUUAUGAUUAUCCCACUUUCCCGACAGAAGGAAGUUACAGGAGAAAAGUUAGUGGAGGAUCUUCUGAAAGAAGCAGAGGCGUUACGAAAGGAGAAGAAAAGAAGCACAGUGUCUGGUAUUCACAAGUACCUGGACUUGCUGAAAGAUAAGAUCCAGUAUCCCUGUUUACUGGACUCAACUGGAGCUGUCAUUUCCUUCCCCCCGAUAACCAACAGCAAUAAUACCAAGAUAUCCAAGGAAACAACUUCUAUACUGGUUGAGGUCACCAGUUCUACCAAUCUUGAUGUUUGUAAAAAGGUUUGUGAUGAACUGCUAGUCAAAAUGCUAGAGAUGGGCCUGGGAGAAAACUCCACAGGAGAAGAGGCUUCUUCAUCUCCAGCACAGAAGACAUUGACUGUAGAGCAAGUCAAAGUGAACGAUGAGGAGGGAAAUCUCAGAGUUGUCUACCCUUCCAGAACCGACCUUAAUCACCCGGGAAUCAAGGUCAACAGAAAUUAUGAAUAAAUGGAGGGAUUUAUCUGAAAUACAAUUAAAAAACUGAAUAUGUGUAA